CCAAAAAUCCACAAGUUCAAUAUCUCUCCUCUAGUACUCCUGCAAACAACAGCUAGCUAAACAAAGUUAUCUAAAGUUAUUGUUUGUUCUAUUUAUUUUAAUUUAUAUUUCUUUCAAUCCAAGGAAAAAAAAAUGAGCAGACCAGGAGACUGGAAUUGCAGGUCAUGCCAACACUUGAACUUUCAAAGGAGAGACUCAUGCCAGAGAUGUGGUGAGCCAAGACACGGUGGUGCUCAUGAAUUUGGAAGUUGUUUUGGCGGAAGAGGAGGAGGAAGCUCCUCCCCUUUCGGUUUCAGUACCGGGCCUGAUGUAAGGCCCGGUGACUGGUACUGCAAUGUUGGGAAUUGCGGUGCACACAACUUUGCAAGCCGCUCUAGCUGCUUCAAGUGUGGUGCUUUUAAGGAUGAAUCCUCUGGCGGUUGUGGUGGUGGUAGUGCCAGCUUUGACGCCGACCACAUGAUGUCAUCGCGCCCGAGAGGCUUCGCCUUCGGAGGUGCAAGUGGCGGAAGCCGCUCUGGAUGGAAGUCUGGUGACUGGAUUUGCACCAGGUUAGGGUGUAAUGAACACAACUUUGCCAGUAGAAUGGAGUGUUUCAGAUGCAAUGCACCUAGGGACAUAGCUGGUAACAAGUCUUCAUAUUAGUUAUCAUUGAUUCUCCAUUUUUGGGUGUUGCAGUCUAAGAGAGAAUCAAGCUAGAAAGACGUGAAGAAGAUCUUCUCUUUUUGCACUAUCAAAAUCUACCUGCUCUUUUUUUUUUCCUUUUAAUAUUUUGAUAUUUAUAUUAUUCACUUGUAGGAAUCUUUUAGAUGAAUUAUGAUCUCAAAGAAAAAAAGAAAAAAAUAUAUCCGAGUGGAGCAGAAUAUCUUUAUUUUGCGAGCUUUAUUAGGUAUUUUAAUUUUAAAUGUAGCUUUUGUACUUCUAGCUGCUUGUUUCAAGCUAGUAUUUAGUAGCAAUGUGUGUUAUGAAAA
Molecule: messenger RNA, 968 nt
Organism: Solanum dulcamara
Lineage: Eukaryota; Viridiplantae; Streptophyta; Magnoliopsida; Solanales; Solanaceae
Product: transcription initiation factor TFIID subunit 15-like
Exons: 4
Coding region: 133-642 (169 amino acids)
Cellular component (GO): cytoplasm
Molecular function (GO): mRNA binding
Source: RefSeq, a predicted model, not a curated record